Messenger RNA from Drosophila subpulchrella, 894 nucleotides. RefSeq names its product Krueppel-like factor 16 (gene hkb). The transcript has 2 exons. Gene Ontology annotation, molecular function: DNA-binding transcription factor activity, RNA polymerase II-specific; RNA polymerase II cis-regulatory region sequence-specific DNA binding. Lineage: Eukaryota; Metazoa; Arthropoda; Insecta; Diptera; Drosophilidae. The coding region runs from base 1 to 894 and encodes 297 amino acids. The record is from RefSeq and is a predicted model, not a curated record. Gene Ontology annotation, biological process: regulation of transcription by RNA polymerase II.
AUGUCGAAGAUCAACCUGCACCCCCCGCAAACCUACUCGCGCCUGUUCCGCCCCUGGGAUACGCAGCGCCAGGCAGCCGCCUCAGCGCCCAGGAUGGUGAAGCAGGAGCCGGAGACCAUCACCAUCAAGACGGAGCUGCCGAGCACCAGUUUCGGCCACGACUGCCACCGGGACUUCUCGUCCGCGUCCUCCUCCUCGUCGAGCAGCAGCAACAGCAGCAAGUCCUGCUACGAGGACGGCCUGAACCACAGCAGCUACACCCGCACCUCCACCCCGCUCCUGGACGCCGCUCCGCACCCGGUCUUCCCCCACCCCCACCCGUCGCCCUCGGACCCGCCCUCCGCCAGCUCUGUUUCCUCAGCCCCGCCGCAGCAGCACGCCCCGUUUCUGCCGGCCGCCAGUGACCUGUACUAUGCCGCCGCCGCCGCCGCAGCAGCUGCCGCUGCCACUGCGCCUACCGCAGCGUCCGGCUUUGGCAUGGACCCCUUCGCGCUGGGCCUGAUGGAGCAGGAGUACGCCCGCGUGAUGGCCGAGGACGCGCAGCUGAAGGCGCUCAACGCCCGCAAGCAGCGACCAAAGAAGUUCAAGUGCCCCCACUGCGACGUGGCCUUCUCCAACAACGGCCAGCUGAAGGGCCACAUCCGCAUCCACACCGGCGAACGCCCCUUCAAGUGCGACGUGGACACCUGCGGCAAGACCUUCACGCGCAACGAGGAGCUGACGCGCCACAAGCGAAUCCACACAGGACUCCGGCCGUAUCCUUGCAGUGUCUGCGGGAAGAAGUUUGGGCGCCGCGACCACCUGAAGAAGCACAUGAAAACGCACAUGCCGCAGGAGCGCCAGCUGGGCCCGGCCAUCUUUGUGCCCAUGUAUCCCUACCUAUAUGGCUACUGA